Messenger RNA from Emys orbicularis (European pond turtle), 3039 nucleotides. RefSeq names its product tolloid like 2 (gene TLL2). Gene Ontology annotation, molecular function: calcium ion binding; metalloendopeptidase activity; serine-type endopeptidase activity. The coding region runs from base 1 to 3039 and encodes 1012 amino acids. NCBI's taxonomy places the organism in Eukaryota, Metazoa, Chordata, Testudines, Emydidae. The transcript is spliced from 21 exons. Gene Ontology annotation, biological process: proteolysis. The record is from RefSeq and is a predicted model, not a curated record.
AUGGGCUGGGCUGCCCCUCUCGGGACCCUGCUGCUGCUACUACUACUACUUCUGCGGGUGCCGGCUGCCCGCGGCGCGCCCGGCUCCUGGGGGCUGGCGGAGGAGGAGAGCCUGGAGCAGCAGCCGGGGUACCGCGACCCCUGCAAAGCCGCUGCCUUCUGGGGAGAUAUUGCUUUAGACGAAGAGGACUUGAAGCUGUUUCAGAUAGACAGAACUAUUGAUGUAACAAAGCAUUUGGAUGAGAAUACAAGACACACUACAGGUGGCCUAGGGGAGCAGUCUGCCGGGCCCAGCCAGAACACCACGGCAACCAGUCGUAGUAGCAAAAAAGUUAAAAAGGAUGGCAGGAGGAACGCCAUGCUCUCAAGGAGGCUGACGGAGGAGGAGGGUAAAGACCUGCCUCUCUCAGCUGCGGGCUCCUCUCUCAGAAUCCGCAGGGCAACCACAUCCAGGGCAGAGAGAAUCUGGCCCGGAGGGGUCAUACCCUACGUCAUUGGAGGAAAUUUCACUGGAAGCCAAAGAGCUAUUUUUAAACAGGCCAUGAGGCACUGGGAGAAGCACACCUGCGUGACUUUUGUGGAGAGGACUGACGAGGAGAGCUUCAUUGUGUUCACGUACAGAACCUGUGGUUGCUGCUCAUAUGUGGGACGCCGAGGGGGUGGUCCCCAGGCCAUAUCCAUCGGCAAGAACUGUGAUAAGUUUGGCAUCGUGGCCCACGAGCUGGGCCACGUGGUUGGGUUUUGGCAUGAGCACACGCGGCCCGACCGGGACCAGCAUGUCACGAUCAUCAGAGAAAACAUACAGCAAGGUCAGGAGUACAACUUCUUAAAGAUGGAAGCUGGGGAAGUGAAUUCUCUGGGAGAGACCUAUGACUUUGACAGCAUCAUGCACUACGCCCGGAACACCUUCUCAAGAGGGGUCUUCCUGGACACCAUUCUUCCCCGUCGAGAUGACAAUGGGGUUCGGCCAACUAUCGGUCAGCGCAUUCGGCUGAGUCAGGGAGACAUUGCUCAGGCGAGGAAGUUGUACAAGUGCCCAGCUUGUGGGGAGACCUUGCAGGACACGACGGGGAAUUUCUCUGCUCCUGGUUUUCCAAAUGGCUAUCCUUCCUAUUCCCAUUGCGUGUGGAGAAUAUCUGUGACUCCUGGGGAGAAGAUCAUUUUAAAUUUUACGUCGAUGGACUUGUUUAAAAGUCGCCUGUGCUGGUAUGAUUAUGUGGAGGUGCGUGAUGGCUACUGGAGGAAGGCUUCCUUGCUAGGUAGAUUUUGUGGUGACAAAGUCCCCGAGCCUCUUAUCUCCACGGACAGCAGGCUGUGGAUCGAGUUCCGGAGCAGCAGCAAUAUCCUGGGCAAAGGCUUCUUUGUGGUUUAUGAAGCAAUUUGUGGUGGAGAAAUUCACAAGGAUGCUGGCCAGAUUCAGUCUCCCAAUUACCCAGAUGACUACCGACCUUCCAAAGAGUGCGUCUGGAGGAUCACGGUUUCCGAGGGGUUUCAUGUAGGACUCACAUUCCAAGCAUUUGAGAUUGAGAGGCACGACAGUUGUGCUUAUGACUACCUGGAAAUCCGAGACGGCCCCACUGAGGACAGCCCUUUGAUUGGACACUUUUGCGGCUACGAGAAGCCAGAAGAUAUCAAAUCCAGCUCAAAUAAAGUGUGGAUGAAGUUUGCAUCUGAUGGGUCCAUCAAUAAAGCAGGGUUUGCAGCAAAUUUCUUUAAAGAGGUGGAUGAAUGUUCUCGGCCAGACAACGGUGGGUGUGAGCAGCGCUGUGUGAACACACUGGGCAGCUACAAGUGCGCCUGUGAACCUGGCUACGAGCUGACGGCUGAUAAAAAGAGCUGUGAGGCUGCCUGUGGGGGCUUCAUCACCAAGCUCAAUGGGACCAUCACGAGCCCUGGGUGGCCCAAGGAAUAUCCCACUAACAAAAACUGCAUCUGGCAGGUGGUCGCUCCAGCCCAGUACCGGAUCUCUCUGCAGUUUGAAGUCUUUGAGCUGGAAGGCAAUGAUGUCUGUAAAUACGACUACGUGGAGGUUCGCAGCGGGCUUGCUUCCGAUUCCAAGCUCCAUGGCAAAUUCUGCGGCUCAGAGAAGCCGGAAGUGAUCACAUCCUAUAGCAACAACCUGAGACUGGAGUUCAAAUCGGACAACGCAGUAUCCAAAAAGGGAUUCAAAGUGCACUUCUUUUCUGAUAAAGACGAAUGCUCCAAAGACAACGGCGGAUGUCAGCAUGAAUGUGUCAACACGUUUGGGAGCUACGUCUGCCAGUGCAGGAAUGGGUUCAUGCUGCAUGAAAACGGCCACGAUUGCAAAGAAGCUGGCUGUGAGCACAAAGUGAGCAGUGCAGAAGGAACAAUGGCGAGUCCAAACUGGCCUGAUAAGUACCCCAGCCGGAAGGAAUGCACCUGGAACAUUUCCGCGACUCCUGGCCACCGGGUGAAAAUCACAUUCAAUGAGUUUGAGAUUGAGCAGCACCAGGAGUGUGCCUACGACCACUUGGAAAUGUACGACGGCCCCAACAGCAAGUCGCCCAUCCUUGGCCGCUUCUGUGGCAGCAAGAAACCGGAUCCGGUGGUGGCGUCUACUAACAAGAUGUUCCUCAGGUUUUACUCUGAUGCAUCUGUGCAAAGAAAAGGCUUCCAGGCAAAGCAUAGCACAGAGUGCGGCGGGCGCCUGAAGGCUGACGUACGAACUAAAGAGCUGUAUUCCCAUGCCCAGUUUGGGGAUAACAAUUACCCAGGCCAGUCCAACUGCGACUGGGUUAUCGUGGCAGAAGAUGGCUACGGAGUCGAAUUAAUAUUUCAGACGUUUGAACUAGAGGAGGAGGCCGACUGUGGCUACGACUACAUGGAGAUCUACGACGGCUAUGACAGCACCGCACCCCGCCUGGGACGCUUCUGUGGCUCAGGGCCCCUGGAAGAAAUCUACUCUGCAGGGGAUUCCAUCAUGAUCCGAUUCCAUACGGAUGACACCAUCAAUAAGAAAGGCUUUCAUGCCCGAUACACAAGUACCAAAUUUCAGGACGCGCUGCACAUGAGAAAGUAG